Molecule: messenger RNA, 2136 nt
Organism: Xenia sp. Carnegie-2017
Lineage: Eukaryota; Metazoa; Cnidaria; Anthozoa; Malacalcyonacea; Xeniidae
Product: pre-mRNA-processing factor 17-like
Exons: 19
Coding region: 2-1726 (574 amino acids)
Biological process (GO): mRNA splicing, via spliceosome
Cellular component (GO): catalytic step 2 spliceosome
Molecular function (GO): mRNA binding; protein binding
Source: RefSeq, a predicted model, not a curated record
CAUGGACGUUCUUCCCAAAUCGUUAGUGUCUUAUCAAAGUGAUUCUUCUGAUGAAGAGAGAAGUGAUAAUGAUAAAUCUAAAGAAGUUGAAAAGUCAAUCGAAAGCACUGUCAAUAUGGAUGCUCUAAAAUCUAAGUUUCUUUUAAACAGCGCGCCAAUUGUUGAUGCUAAGGAAGGAAUAGAUUGGAGAAGACACAUCGAUCCUUCAAUGAAAGAAGUUACAUUUAAUGCAAAGUAUGACGAACUCUUUUCUGCUUCGGUUGGACCACAAAAUCCAUUUAAAACGAAGCAGCAAAGAGCACAUAAAAAUAUGUUGUCUGGCUAUGUUGAGCCAGCUCAUAUCAGUAAAUUUCAAUUUGAUAAUCAACUAAAAACAUUCUCAAGUUACGGUUAUGCAUUAGAUCCAAGUGAUGACACAGCUCACAUUGAAGAGAAAUUUGUUGGGGAUGUUGAGAAAGCAAAGGAUAGCAAGGGAUUGACUGUGUUUGAAGCUACAAAACAGCGGGCGGGAGAUAAGAGGAAGAGAGAGGAUAAGGGAGAUCCUGGUGUGAUUGAUGGAUACAAGGGACCAUGGAGUAAGUUUGUUGAUGAAGAAACUAUUGCUAAACCAUCUGAGGAAGAGUCAACAAUACUUGAGGAGUAUGAAUUAUCGAAGAAAAACAAAUCAAAGAAAGAUGAUAUGAAACCUUCAGAAGAGAAAUCCACAUUACACAUUAAAGAUGCAUAUGACUAUCAAGGAAGAUCAUAUCUUCACAUUCCUCAAGAUCUUGGCAUUAAUCUCAAGUCAGAUACUCCUCCAGAACGUUGCUUUCUACCAAAGCAACAUAUUCAUACGUGGUCUGGUCACACUAAAGGUGUUUCUGCAAUAAGAUUCUUUCCGAAAUCUGCUCAUCUUCUCCUGUCGUGUAGCAUGGAUUGUAAAAUUAAGCUAUGGGAGGUUUACAAUAACAGAAGAGUUGUGCGAACAUUUAACGGCCACAAUAAAGCUGUUCGUGAUAUAUGCUUUAACAACGACGGAACUUCAUUUUUAAGUGCAGCUUACGACAGAUACUGUAAAAUGUGGGAUACGGAAACAGGUCAAUGUUUAGGAAGAUUCACCAACAGGAAGGUGCCAUAUUGUGUGAAGUUCAAUCCAGAUGAGGAUAAACAACAUUUGUUUGUUUGUGGUACAUCUGACAAGAAAAUAUUGACGUGGGAUACAAGAUCUAAUGAAAUUAUUCAAGAAUAUGACAGGCAUUUGGGUGCAGUCAAUCAGAUUGCGUUUGUUGACCAAAAUAGAAAGUUUGUGAGCACGUCUGACGAUAAAAGUGUACGGAUUUGGGAAUGGGAUAUUCCUGUUGAUGCUAAAUAUAUAGCUGAACCCAGCAUGCAUUCAAUGCCAUCAAUAACGGUUCAUCCUAACGAGAAAUGGUUGGCAUGUCAAUCGAUGGAUAAUCAAAUCAUGAUUUUUGGUAUUCAAAACCGCUUUCGAUUGAAUCGAAAGAAAACAUUUAAAGGUCACAUGGUUGCUGGUUACGCAUGUCAAGUAAACUUCUCUCCUGAUGGAAGGUAUGUUAUAUCUGGUGAUGCCGAUGGUAAGCUUUUCAUAUGGGACUGGAAAUCAACCAAAUUAUACAGUAAAUUUAAAGCUCAUGAUGCUGUUUGUAUCGGUUGUGCGUGGCACCCACAUGAAACAUCUAAAGUUGCCACGUGUGGUUGGGAUGGUUUAAUAAAGUACUGGGACUAACGUUCGCGACACAUGCUAUUUCAUCAAACCUUAAGUAUAAGACACACGUGGCACCCACAUGAAACAUCUAAAGUUGCCACGUGUGGUUGGGAUGGUUUGAUAAAGUACUGGGACUAACGUUCGCGACACAUGCUAUUUCAUCCAACCUAAAGUAUAAGACACACGAGCAAACUUCUUUAAGGUUAUUUGUAAAUAAAUAGUCUAUCCAUAAUCCUUUUUACCACUAAACAAUGAUAGUAUGAAAUACAGUUGAAAAUGUUAAAAAAAAAUUUAAUAUUACUGUAAUUUUGCAUGUUUUUUGUUUUUAUUUCAAACUUGUAAAUAUAUUGAACAGGAAAAAUCUGUUCGUUGAGGAAAUGGAUUGUUGAAUUUUAAAUUGAAAAUUUAGGUGGGUUGAUGUGAAAUUUAAA